AUGGCGGAAUCAUUGUAUCACCUUAGCGAGUCUUUAGUAUGGAUGCCUACAUCUGCACCUCAACAGCAAUUAGUGAUCAUUCAAGACUGCGUAGAGGCUUCUGGGUCCUUUUUAGUGCAUCAUUUCACGUCAUUAUUUCUAAAAGCUGGUCAUCGCGUGUGUGUUGUGUCAAGUGCCAACUCUCCUGAACAUCAUGCGGCAGUCGGGCGCAAAUUGGGUAUCAACUUUGCAACUUGUCAGAGUACGAAGCAACUUUAUGUGCUCAACUGGACGAGACUUGAGACUCAGAAUCCAAAGGCAGCGUGGAUGGAUUUGUUUAACGAUCUAAAAAGAUUUACUGAUGAAGAAAAUGAAAAUGCUAAGUCAAUCGUGCUGGACGAUGUCAGUGCUUUAAAUUGGCGGUUUGGAGAAGCAGCAGUGCUAAACUUUGUGCGAUGUUGCAAGACGCUGACGCACGAGAAGAAUGGAGGCGUAAAUGUGGUUUUAUUAACCCAUGCGGAUACUGAUUUACCAGCAUCAAGACUCAUGAGCCCAGCUCUCGCUGAUAUGGCGACGGUUGUCUUGACAACGCGACCCCUACCGUCAGGUUACUCUAAAGACAUCCACGGCACACUCUCAAUUCAUCGUCAAAGUUGGAGCACUAGUGUCCACUCACUUGACGAAGAGCCGAAUGUGAUUUCCUAUAAAAUUCUUGAAAAUACUAUCAAAUGUUUUCCUACCACUGGAGAAACGCUGCGACGGACUUAG
Molecule: messenger RNA, 747 nt
Organism: Plasmopara halstedii
Lineage: Eukaryota; Oomycota; Peronosporomycetes; Peronosporales; Peronosporaceae
Product: elongator complex protein 6
Exons: 5
Coding region: 1-747 (248 amino acids)
Biological process (GO): tRNA wobble uridine modification
Cellular component (GO): elongator holoenzyme complex
Source: RefSeq, a predicted model, not a curated record